This is a messenger RNA of Brachypodium distachyon (stiff brome), 2004 nucleotides long. RefSeq lists its product as uncharacterized. The coding region runs from base 268 to 1344 and encodes 358 amino acids. The transcript is spliced from 2 exons. The record is from RefSeq and is a predicted model, not a curated record. NCBI's taxonomy places the organism in Eukaryota, Viridiplantae, Streptophyta, Magnoliopsida, Poales, Poaceae.
GCCAUCUUCUUUCUCGCCCCCUUCUUCUUCCUCGCGCCGAAGCGCACCCCUCUCGCUCCCCUCUCCUCCCCAAGCCGACCCCCCAUGGCGCGUCCGAACCUGCUGUGGCAGGAUUUGGAUGCGGAUAUCCUCUCCGAGAUAGCUGGACACUUGCCGUGUAUGGUAGAUCGGGUGAGCAUGUCCUUGGCGUGGCGGAGGGUCAUCCCGCCGCCGCUGCACCAGCGCCAGCGGUUGCUCCCGUGACUCCUCCUUCCUCGUGGGCGCACAAUGCCGCUCCCUGCACAGCAGCCGGGGAUUUCCCGCAGAGUCAUCUCAGACUUGUACUGCGUCGUCCAUGGGGAGACCCAUCGCCUACGCGUUGCGGGCGACACCGGCGGCGCACGCUUCUUUGGAGCGUACGAGGGCGGAUGGCUGUUCCUCGCCCUUCAACAUCACCGGGGACACGAGAUCGAGAACAUCCACAACGGCCGGCGAAUUCUCGUGCCCGACUCUGUUACGUGGGUGCGGGUCGAAGUUGGGGAGGAAGAACCCAGCGGCGCUGCCUACCGCGACCCAGAGGCAGGUCCGAUGGUCAUCUUCGCGGCCGCUCUCUCCUCCUCGCCUGUGGGGUCGGACGCGCCGUGCGUCGCUGCCGCCAUCAUCCAGAGCGCCGACACGAGCCAUUUCCCGCUCAUGCCGCAGAUAGCUUUCUGGCUCGUCGAGGACGGAGCUGAGCGUCACCAGAUCGUGCACGCGCCCGUCACCCUGGAGGACGUAGCGCAUCAGGGAGGGUUCUUCCAUUUCUUGACCAGCGGGGAAAAUCUUAUCAGCAUACGGCAAGAACAAGCGAUGGCGAUGGGGACGCUUCAGGAGAUCUUUCAUCUGUUCCAACCCCGGGAGCCAGUUGAAUGCGGCGAGAAUGAGGUCUUGGCCGGGCGUUAUCUUGUGGAGAGCCGAGGAGAACUCCUGCUGGUGGUCAGAUGCUCAGUGGUCCAAUCCACUUUCGGACACGGCCAGGCCAGCAGGUUCCUCGUGUUUCAGAUCACACGGCACCUGCAGCAGCAGCGGCGGCAGGUGGCCACCGGCGGCAAGGUCGAGAUUCUGACCUGGACACUCUUGCCUGGCUUGAACGGCCGCAUGAUCUUCUUGGCACAUGGGUGCUCCAGAUCUUACGACGUUGCUGAUUUUCCCGGCUGCGAGGAGGGCGUCUACUACCUGGACGACACGAGAUCACUGAGUCCUACGUUCCGAUCAUACCUGUGCAGUGACAAUGGCAUGUGCCCGGGCAAUGGCGACAGCAUCCGCCGAUUGUUCCAGUACCGAGCGGCGUCAGCCAACUCUUCUCCGGUUUGGUUCCUGGCUUAGAUCACCCCCCUGACGGAUCGACCCCUGAAACGCGGACAGGUUAUGCUCGGUGUCUACUGUUACCUGUACUUGACUAAACGUUGAUUACGUGCAUUAUGUUGCAACCUGUGCUUGUGCAUUACUCCGUAUGUUAGUACAUGACAACUAUUACAGAACGAAUGAUUUGAUACAUUCUUAUCGUAUGAAGUCUUUCUUAAUAUCCCUACUUCCACAAAAACAAGCCAUUGUUGAGUAUGUGCUAAUCAGUAGGUUAUCUCAGCUUCCCAUAGAUCGACAAGCACACAGGUUUCAUUACAGAAUGCAGAAUGAAUGAUUUGAUAGAAGCUAGACUUUUCUUGAGGCCAUUGUUGAGUCAGUAGGCACCCUAUUACAAGAACAGCAAAGCAAACAAACUCUAUGUACAGUUUCGAUAUAUAUUUCAGCGUGUCUCUUGAUCUCAAGACCACAGUGGUCUCUUGGGUUUUGCAUCAUUCACCAUCUUCAGGGCAGAGCCAGAUUACCCGCUGAGCCUACUUAGGAUCUCCUGAUCUUGACCUUGAGAGUCCAUUGUAGCCUGCCUUCUAGCCCCUCGGCAAGCAAAGGGGCAACAGCUCGAUUCUUCAAGGGAUCAUAGUGCAGAGCUAGGUGCAUCUUGUCUGGAUUAUUGAGUUGCUUUGCCAC